Messenger RNA from Populus nigra (black poplar), 583 nucleotides. RefSeq lists its product as uncharacterized. The transcript has a single exon. Gene Ontology annotation, molecular function: DNA binding. The record is from RefSeq and is a predicted model, not a curated record. Lineage: Eukaryota; Viridiplantae; Streptophyta; Magnoliopsida; Malpighiales; Salicaceae. The coding region runs from base 212 to 571 and encodes 119 amino acids.
AUAAUCCAUCAAGAUUUAAAAAACGCCAUGCGAAAUCGAUCAAAUGAACAAGAUUUCCGAAAUCUCUCGCUCGAUGUCUUUCUACCGUGAAUACAGUAGCUAGCUAGUUUUGAUUUAUUAUAAAUCAACGAGCAAGAAACCAUAUCAAUCCAGCUGCAGAUAGCUUUAACUUAACAAUUUCUCUCUUUUUUCACGACCCUUGAGAAAAAAAAUGCAGAUCUUCAGCAAAGUGUUGACAGAUACUGAUGUUCGUUUUCGGUUCUCGUUCCCAACUCAUUGCUUACAGCAUUUAGAUUUUGGUGGAAAUAAUUCUGUUGAUUUGCAUGUUAAAGAUAGCUGUGGUGAGCUUCGAGUUAUUCGUUGCCGGAUCAGAAAUGGAGGAUAUGACAAGCCAGAGCUUUCUAUGGGCUGGCGUAAGUUUGUAGCUGAUUAUGGACUGAGAGUUGGUGACAAGGUUGUUCUUCAUCGUGAGGAUGACCAGAACCUGGGGUCACAGUUCAGGAUUGAAGCUAAGAGGAGUAUCAAGCUGUUUGGUAAGGAGGAUUGGGGUGAAGUGACAAGAGCUAACUAGCUAUUAUUUGCA